Molecule: messenger RNA, 1368 nt
Organism: Vicia villosa (hairy vetch)
Lineage: Eukaryota; Viridiplantae; Streptophyta; Magnoliopsida; Fabales; Fabaceae
Exons: 8
Coding region: 116-1144 (342 amino acids)
Source: RefSeq, a predicted model, not a curated record
UUUGUGACAGAAUAGCUAAGGCCAAGGCCCAAAUGUUCAAAACUAGUUUCACAAUCGAUCAAUAUUUGACACUAUACCCUAAAACUUCGCCAAUAAUUUUCUUCUCAGUGUGAAAAUGAAGCUAACAGAGUCAUCGGAGAGCAAUGCUGAUGCUGGAAAUGAUUUUCCCCUUAAAUCCGAUGAUCACGAAUCAGUUCCAGUUGAGGUUCAGGAUCGUGUAGAAGCGGUUCCUCAUCCUGGCACUGAGGGUUCUUUGAAAGAAGGUGAGAUUCAAGAUGAAAAAACUUUGGGUUUGAGUUCGGAAAAAGAAGGAGAAUUAGUUGAGAAUGGUUUAAAGGAAGGUGAAAUUCCAGAUGAAAAAACAUUGGGUGUGAGUUCAGAAAAUGGAAGAGACUUAUUCGAGGUAACUCACGAAUCUGUGGUUUCUGAUGCUAAAUGGGUUUCCUCAAGUCCCAAUAAUGGAUUAGCUUCAACGGCUUCAGAGUGGCCUUCCCUCAACUCUAAUCCAUAUACUUACCCUUAUUCUCCUGUGGGGAACGAAGAAGCAAUUGUUGCAGUUUUGCAUUUGCAGCACAAUGCAAUUGAUGUUUGCCAAAAGUUCUUAGCUCCCGAGGAUGGUUCCGACAGUGAUGAGGAUGUAGUUGAAGACGAGGAUGAGGAUGAAAGUGAAGAUGAGUUGGUAGAAAAUUGUGAUGAAGAAUCUGAACAUUAUAAGUUCUUUGAAAAGGUGUUUGCUGAAGAUGCUGGCUUGAAGAAAUAUUACGAGGACAAUUGUAAGAAAGGAGAUUUUUAUUGUUUGGUUUGUGGUGGUAUUAAGAAGAAAAUGUGGAAGAGGUUUAAGGACUGUGUUGCACUGAUUCAGCAUUCAACUACUGUUCUAAGGACGAAAAGAAAGCGAGCUCACCGGGCUUAUGCACAAGUUGUCUGUAAAGUUGUUGGUUGGGACAUGAAUCAGAUAUCAGCAAUUAUGUUGAAGGAUUUGGAUUCUUCUGUAGCAGCUUCAAAGAAGCUUUUGGCUGAACCUGAAAAACCAGUUCCUGUGAGUGGCGUUGAUGAUCAAAAUGCUGAACCUGAAAAACCUGCUGCUGUGAAUGGCGCUGAUGAUCAAAAUGGUAAACUUGUUAAUUCUGUUGAUGACAAUUAGGAUGUUCUUGAUGAAAAGUGAAACCAAAAUGAGUAGGAAUAUGGUUUGUAGAGAGACCAUUGCUGUUCUUCACAAAACUGGGGGGGCUUGUUGGUUUGUGACUCAAGAUCUUUGUCUAGGGAAUUUCCUCUGUGCACUAACUAAGGGAUGAUUUUGUAAAUACUUGCAUCUCAAACUCCAUGAAUCUCAAAAUGCAAUGCUUAAAUUGCAAGUGGUUAUUCUCA